Molecule: messenger RNA, 7181 nt
Organism: Hevea brasiliensis (rubber tree)
Lineage: Eukaryota; Viridiplantae; Streptophyta; Magnoliopsida; Malpighiales; Euphorbiaceae
Product: protein CELLULOSE SYNTHASE INTERACTIVE 1
Exons: 9
Coding region: 656-7012 (2118 amino acids)
Biological process (GO): anisotropic cell growth; regulation of cellulose biosynthetic process
Cellular component (GO): cellulose synthase complex
Molecular function (GO): microtubule binding
Source: RefSeq, a predicted model, not a curated record
CGAAAACGUAAUACCCGUCCGAGAAACAGAAAAGAAAAAAAAAAUUAUAAGUAAAAAUAAAUAUCUCGCUUUAUCCGUCACAAUUUGUCUUUUAUCUGCUCUUCUUCUUCGUCUUCUUGUUCUUCUUCCUUUGUGUGUUUAUGUGUGAUAUUCUUGGCAUUGAUGAAGAUUUGUCGUUGCUGCGAAACUUGAGAAAGGAAAGUCAAACUGGGAAUUCGGUAUUGGAUUGCUAUAAUUUUCUGUGCAAAGAACGGCACUUUUUGGAAAUGUAAGCUAAGACAGAGUAGUUGAUCUGUGUCCUAGUAGUCCAGGAGGACAAUUGAACUUGAGCAAUUCAAUGGGGAAUCUGAUGUUUUGAUCCUAUCCACUAGGUAAAACUGGAGAGGGUCACAGUUUUUGAUUGAUUUGCUUUUUGUUGGGAAUCUUGAGAAGUAAAGCUGGCGGCUACACUGGCUUGGAGGUUUGCUGCCAGCAAUGGCAGCAGCCUUGCUAAUAACGACAUGGAAAAAAAUGUUGAUGGAAAACCUCAAGAUUCUGAGCCCCCAAGUCCAUAUUCAACUAUGAAGAUGGGUUUGAGGAGACCAAUUAGGAGGAAGUUUGUGUGAGGUAUGACAGAAAGGACAAUUGUUUCACUGUUUUCUUAUGGUUUUAAAUCAUGUGCAGAGACCGUAGUAGUAGUAGCAUGGAGGAUCCAGAUGGGAUAUUAGCAAGUGUUGCACAAUGCAUUGAAAAGUUGCGGCAGAGUUCCUCGUCUGUACAAGAGAAAGAGUAUUCCUUGGGGCAGUUGCUAGAACUUAUUGAAACACGGGAAAAUGCUUUCAGUGCUGUUGGAUCUCACUCUCAAGCAGUUCCAGUGCUUGUUUCUCUUCUCCGAUCAGGAUCACUUGGGGUGAAGAUACAGGCUGCUACUGUUUUAGGAUCUCUGUGCAAGGAGAAUGAGCUAAGGGUAAAAGUCUUGCUUGGAGGAUGCAUUCCACCAUUACUUGGUCUCCUCAAGUCAAGCUCUGCAGAAGGUCAAAUUGCAGCGGCAAAGACGAUAUAUGCUGUUUCUCAGGGUGGUGCUAGAGAUCAUGUUGGAUCAAAAAUUUUUUCAACUGAAGGAGUUGUGCCAGUGCUCUGGGAGCUGCUUCAGAAAGGGCUCAAGACUGGCAACUUGGUUGAUAACUUGUUGACUGGAGCACUAAAAAACCUCUCUAGCAGCACUGAGGGAUUUUGGUCUGCAACAAUACAGGCUGGCGGAGUAGAUAUACUUGUGAAGUUGCUCACAACUGGACAGUCAGGAACUCAAGCCAAUGUCUGCUUUCUUCUUGCUUGUAUGAUGAUGGAGGAUGAAACUAUUUGUUCUAAGGUAUUGGCAGCAGAGGCCACUAAACAACUGCUUAUGCUAUUAGGACCUGGAAAUGAAGCUCCUGUUAGAGCAGAAGCUGCAGGUGCUCUUAAGUCUCUUUCUGCUCAAUGUAAAGAAGCAAGACGAGAGAUAGCUAAUUCUAAUGGUAUUCCUGCCUUGAUAAAUGCCACAAUAGCUCCCUCAAAAGAAUUCAUGCAGGGUGAGUAUGCCCAAGCCUUACAGGAGAAUGCCAUGUGUGCUCUUGCAAACAUUUCAGGCGGUUUAUCAUAUGUAAUCUCAAGCCUUGGUCAAAGCCUUGAAUCAUGUUCUUCACCUGCCCAGACUGCUGACACCUUAGGGGCUUUAGCUUCAGCUUUGAUGAUAUAUGAUAGCAAUGCUGAAUCUACAAGGGCGUCAGAUCCUGUGGUUAUUGAGCAGACUUUGGUUAAACAGUUCAAGCCUCAUUUACCAUUUCUUGUUCAGGAAUGUACUAUUGAAGCAUUAGCCAGUUUGUAUGGAAAUGCCAUACUUUCCAUUAAACUUGCAAAUUCUGAAGCAAAACAAUUGCUUGUUGGUUUGAUCACAAUGGCGACUAAUGAAGUUCAGGAUGAGCUUAUAAGAGCACUCCUCACACUUUGCAACAGUGAGGGCAGCCUGUGGCAUGCACUUCAAGGCCGUGAAGGUGUUCAGCUAUUGAUAUCACUUCUUGGGCUUUCAUCAGAGCAACAGCAAGAAUGUGCGGUUGCAUUGCUUUGCCUUCUAUCUAAUGAAAAUGAUGAAAGUAAGUGGGCCAUCACUGCUGCUGGUGGUAUUCCUCCUCUGGUUCAAAUUCUAGAGACAGGUUCUGCUAAAGCCAAGGAAGAUUCUGCGACAAUCCUUAGGAACCUAUGCAAUCACAGCGAAGACAUACGUGCAUGUGUUGAAAGUGCUGAUGCUGUUCCUGCAUUAUUGUGGCUACUCAAGAAUGGGAGCCCCAAUGGGAAGGAAAUAGCAGCAAAGACUUUAAAUCAUUUAAUCCGUAAAUCUGACAUGGCAACUAUCAGCCAGCUCACUGCAUUGUUAACCAGCGAUCUGCCUGAAUCAAAAGUGUAUGUUCUGGAUGCUCUAAGAAGUAUGCUGUCUGUGGUUUCCUUGAGUGAUAUAUUACGGGAAGGUAGUGCUGCAAAUGAUGCAAUAGAGACAAUGAUUAAGUUAUUGAGCUCUACUAAAGAAGAGACUCAGGCAAAAUCAUCCUCAGCUUUGGCUGGAAUUUUUGAAGUCAGGAAGGACUUGCGUGAGAGUGGUAUUGCUGUUAAAACUCUUUUGUCAGUGAUGAAAUUGCUAAAUGUUGAAUCUGAAAACAUCUUAGUAGAGUCAUCUCAUUGCCUUGCUGCCAUAUUUUUGUCAAUUAAAGAGAACCGAGAUGUGGCUGCUGUUGCUCGAGAUGCAUUGUCUUCCUUAGUUACGCUUGCCAACUCUUCAGCUUUGGAAGUUGCAGAGCAGGCAACAUGUGCACUGGCAAAUCUUAUUUUGGAUGGUGAAGCUUCAGAGAAAGCAAUUCCUGAAGAUAUUAUUCUGCCUGCAACUAGAGUUUUGCAUGAGGGCACAGAGUCUGGAAAGACUCAUGCAGCGGCAGCAAUUGCUCGUCUGCUCCAUUCUCGCAGAAUUGAUUAUGCCAUAACUGAUUGUGUUAAUCGGGCUGGAACGGUCCUUGCAUUAAUUUCAUUUUUAGAAUCUGCUAAUGGUGGAUCUGUUGCCACAUCAGAGGCACUAAAUGCACUAGCUAUUCUGUCAAGGUCAGAAGGGGGCAAUAGGAACAUUAAACCAGCAUGGGCGGUUUUAGCCGAAUUCCCAAGAAGUAUAACCCCAAUAGUUUCAUCCAUUGCAGAUGCAACACCCCUGUUGCAGGAUAAAGCUAUUGAAAUAGUGUCUCGACUCUGUCGAGAUCAGCCUGUUGUUUUAGGAGACACAGUUGUUACUGCCUCCGGAUGUAUAUCAGCAGUUACUAGAAGGAUGAUCAAUUCCACAAACCAAAAGGUCAAAAUUGGCGGAGCUGCACUUCUUAUUUGUGCUGCGAAAGUUAGUCAUCAUAGAUUGGUGGAGGAUCUUAAUCAAUCAAAUUCAUGUACCUAUGUUAUUCAAUCACUUGUUGUAAUGCUUAAUUCUGCAGAGACUUCUCCUUUGGUAACUCAAAGUAAUGAUGACAAGGAGGCCAUUAGCAUAUACAGGCAUGCUAAAGAAGAAGCUGGAAAUGGUGAAUGCAAUACUGGAACAGCUCUAAUUUAUGGUUAUAACUUAGCUAUUUGGCUACUCUCUGUACUUGCUUGUCAUGAUGAGAAAACUAAAACUGUGAUAAUGGAGGCCGGAGCAGUUGAAGUCCUCACAGACAGAAUAUCACAUUGUUUUUUGCAAUAUAGUCAGAUUGAUUUUAGUGAAGAUAGCAGCAUAUGGAUUUGUGCUUUAUUGCUUGCAAUUCUGUUUCAAGAUAGAGAUAUCAUUCGAGCGCAUGCAACCAUGAAAUCUAUACCAGUACUUGCAAAUUUGUUGAAGUCAGAGGAGGCUGCAAACAGAUAUUUUGCUGCUCAAGCAAUUGCAAGUCUAGUCUGUAAUGGUAGUAGGGGGACUCUUCUGUCUGUUGCCAAUUCAGGGGCAGCAGGUGGUCUUAUCUCUUUACUUGGCUGUGCUGAUGUUGAUAUAUCUGACCUCCUGGAAUUAUCGGAGGAGUUUGCUUUGGUGCGUUAUCCAGACCAAGUUGCUCUUGAGAGGUUGUUCAGGGUUGAAGACAUAAGGGUUGGAGCUACUUCUCGAAAAUCCAUACCUGCCCUUGUUGAUCUACUCAAACCAAUUCCAGACCGCCCUGGAGCACCUUUUCUAGCUUUAGGGCUUCUGACCCAGCUUGCAAAAGAUUGUCCACCAAAUAAGAUUGUAAUGGUAGAAUCUGGGGCUUUGGAAGCAUUGACAAAGUAUCUUUCACUCGGUCCCCAAGAUGCAACCGAAGAAGCUGCAACUGAUCUGUUAGGGAUCCUAUUUAGCAGUGCUGAAAUUCGGAGACAUGAAUCUGCAUUUGGUGCUGUUAGUCAACUUGUGGCAGUCUUACGUUUGGGUGGAAGAGGUGCUAGGUAUAGUGCUGCUAAAGCAUUGGAAAGCCUGUUUUCUACUGAUCAUAUCAGGAAUGCAGAUAGUUGCAGGCAAGCUGUCCAACCCUUGGUGGAGAUCCUUAAUACUGGUUUGGAGAAAGAACAGCAUGCUGCUAUUGCUGCAUUGGUUAGGUUAUUGAGUGAAAACCCAUCACGAGCCCUUGCGGUAGCAGAUGUUGAGAUGAAUGCAGUUGAUGUUCUUUGCAGGAUCCUCUCCUCAAAUUGUUCAAUGGAGCUGAAAGGGGAUGCUGCAGAGUUAUGUGGUGUUCUUUUUGGAAAUACACGAAUCAGGUCCACGAUGGCUGCAGCACGCUGUGUUGAGCCUCUAGUUUCUCUCCUUGUUACUGAGUUUAGUUCUGCUCAGCAUUCAGUUGUCCGUGCACUGGACAAACUUGUUGAUGAUGAGCAACUAGCAGAACUAGUUGCUGCACAUGGUGCAGUUAUUCCUCUUGUUGGCCUACUCUAUGGUAGGAAUUACAUGCUUCACGAGGCUAUUUCUAGAGCAUUAGUGAAGUUGGGGAAAGACAGGCCUGCUUGUAAAAUGGAAAUGGUAAAAGCUGGAGUAAUUGAAGGCAUACUUGAUAUUCUGCAUGAAGCACCAGAUUUUCUGUGUGCUUCAUUUGCAGAAUUGCUAAGAAUAUUGACCAAUAAUGCUAGCAUUGCUAAGGGAGCAUCUGCUGCAAAGGUGGUUGAGCCUCUUUUCCUGCUGCUAACAAGACCAGAAUUUGGGCCUGAGGGACAACAUAGUGCAUUACAGGUUCUAGUGAACAUUCUGGAGCAUCCACAAUGUCGUACUGACUACAACCUCACCUCUCACCAAGCUAUCGAACCACUUAUCCCCUUGCUUGAUUCUCCGGCUCCAGCAGUUCAACAGUUGGCAGCAGAGCUUCUAUCACAUCUACUCCUAGAAGAACAUCUUCAGAAGGAUCCAGUGACACAGCAAGUAAUUGGUCCCCUCAUACGAGUUCUGGCUUCUGGCAUACACAUCUUGCAGCAGAGAGCUGUCAAGGCUCUUGUUAGCAUUUCACUCACAUGGCCAAAUGAAAUUGUGAAAGAAGGAGGUGUGAAUGAGCUAUCCAAAGUAAUAUUGCAAGCUGAUCCUUCUCUUCCCCAUGUCUUGUGGGAAUCUGCUGCUUCCGUAUUGGCUAGCAUUCUGCAAUUUAGUUCUGAAUUUUAUUUGGAAGUGCCUAUUGCUGUGUUGGUAAGGUUGCUUCGUUCUGGCUUAGAAAGCACAAUAAUUGGCACACUAAAUGCCCUUCUGGUGUUAGAAAGUGAUGAUGGAACUAGUGCUGAAGCAAUGGCUGAAAGUGGUGCCAUAGAAGCCCUUUUGGAACUUCUCAGAAGUCAUCAGUGUGAGGAAACAGCUGCAAGGCUACUGGAAGUAUUGCUCAACAAUGUGAAAAUCAGAGAAUCAAAAGCUACUAAAUCUGCAAUCUUGCCCUUAUCCCAGUACUUAUUGGAUCCACAAACUCAAGCCCAGCAGGCGAGGCUACUGGCAACUUUGGCACUUGGAGAUCUAUUCCAAAAUGAGGGCUUGGCUCGAAGUACUGAUGCAGUUUCAGCUUGUCGGGCUCUAGUCAAUGUGCUUGAAGAGCAGCCUACAGAAGAAAUGAAAGUCGUGGCUAUAUGUGCUUUGCAGAACCUUGUUAUGUACAGCCGGUCUAACAAAAGAGCAGUUGCAGAAGCUGGUGGUGUUCAGGUUGUAUUGGAUUUUAUUGGUUCGAGCGAUCCAGAUACAUCUGUCCAGGCUGCAAUGUUUGUUAAACUUCUAUUCUCCAAUCACACCAUUCAAGAGUAUGCGUCUAGUGAAACAGUCAGAGCUAUAACUGCUGCUAUUGAAAAAGAUUUAUGGGCCACUGGAUCUGUGAAUGAGGAGUAUCUAAAAGCUCUAAAUUCUCUCUUCAGCAACUUCCCACGCCUCAGAGCCACUGAGCCUGCAACACUCAGUAUACCUCAUUUGGUUACAUCCCUCAAGACAGGUUCAGAAGCAACUCAAGAAGCUGCCUUGGAUUCACUUUUUCUUCUGAGGCAAGCUUGGUCAGCAUGCCCAGCUGAAGUUUCAAGAGCUCAAUCCCUUGCUGCUGCAGAUGCUAUCCCCUUGUUGCAAUACUUAAUUCAGUCUGGCCCACCCCGAUUUCAGGAGAAGACUGAAUUCUUACUGCAGUGUUUGCCUGGUACAUUGGUAGUUAUUAUCAAGCGUGGAAAUAACAUGAAGCAGUCAGUUGGAAACCCAAGUGUAUAUUGCAAACUGACACUCGGCAACACUCCUCCAAGACAAACAAAGGUUGUUUCAACUGGCCCUUAUCCAGAGUGGGAUGAGGACUUUUCAUGGUCCUUCGAGAGUCCGCCAAAAGGCCAGAAGCUUCAUAUUUCUUGCAAAAAUAAGAGCAAAAUGGGGAAGAGUUCUUUUGGAAAAGUGACAAUCCAGAUUGAUCGGGUCGUAAUGCUAGGAGCAGUUGCUGGGGAGUAUACUUUGUUGCCAGAAAGCAAAAGUGGGCCCUCAAGGAAUUUGGAAAUAGAAUUCCAGUGGUCCAACAAACCCACUAACAAUGAUGCAGCCACAAAUUGAAUUUUAGGGAGAAAACAAUGUCCCAGUAUAGAUUCUUUUUUUUUUUUUAAUUAUUAUUAUAAUUUUCCUUUACAAAUUGGUUAUUUAUUAUUCUGGUGUAAAUAGAAUGCAAAAGAUUUUAAUUUUUGUAGGUGCUUCCCCUGAGUUAAGAAAUUUUUAAUUUGUUCAA